Messenger RNA from Mesocestoides corti, 1011 nucleotides. NCBI's taxonomy places the organism in Eukaryota, Metazoa, Platyhelminthes, Cestoda, Cyclophyllidea, Mesocestoididae. The record is from the annotation of a GenBank genome assembly.
AUGCCUGCUACAAGGAAGAAACCCAUUGAUCCAUUGCAAAAGCGAAUACCGAAGAAUCCACGUUAUAAUGAUGUUAUUCCUACUGUUGAUACUGGAGCAAGCCUUUCUAGUUAUCUUAAGAAAUUGGAUGAUGCGAGUGAAAAAAAGGCCCAAGUAUCAGAGGGGCGUACGUCAGUGGAUCCUCCUUCAUGUGCUCUAAUGUCGAGUAGACCAACUCUUGAGUCGGUCAUUAAGGGGAUAGGCGAGUUAGACAUGAACCAGAAGAACCAGUCGUGUCUUCAACCGCUGUCUGGCAUUAUAGACACUAUGGAUCGCCCUUACCUUUUACUUGAUGUUCGAGAAAAGGACGAAUUCGACCAAUGCCAUAUAAUUCAAGCUCUUAGUUAUCCACACACAAUGCUUUCUCGCUGCAUGUCAUUCGAAACUCGAGAGAUGUUGGCUUAUAGGAACAAACCUGGGCACAUAAUCAUUUGUUAUGACGAGGAUGAACGGCUUGCUCCCCGUGUCGCCACAAUACUCACUGAGCGCGGGUACGAAAACGUCUUUGUUCUCUCUGGCGGUCUAAAGGUGGCCUGGAAACUGUUUCCUAAAGGACUGAUCUUGGGAGAUGCACCAUUAACUCUGAAAGCGAAACCUGGAAAGAGGCCCAAGCACGAGAAAAAUAUCCUUCGUCUUUCUUCCAUAUCCUCUCCCUCCGUGUGUAAUAGUUUGGAUGAAGACGGAGCCUCCAGCGUACGAAAGUCCACUGCCGGGAGUCACAGCAUAGCUUCUAGCUCGCGACGAGCCAUCAAGUACACGUUUGAUACAUACGAAGCAGUCGGCUCAAGAGGGACUCCUAACGGUGGCGAAGAAUUUACAAUGCUCGACUUGACACAUCUAUCGUUGGCUCUCGACAGCUUUCACGCAUCUGACCUCCGAUUUCUGUUACAGGUGGACGAAGCACGACUGCUCGGACGACUUCAACCAGGCCUGGAUCCGCGCGCUCACGAAUGUCGCGGGCUUCCACUCUGA